AUGUCUACGAGGAGCCGGGGCUCCUGCUCCUCACCAUGGUUCAUCACCCCGUUGGUGCUACUAGCCCUGUGCAGAGGGAGUCAUCAAAUCGCUAAAAACUUUGUGAACUCAUCAACUCCAGAUCUUCGACCCACAUUUGUUGUAAAUUUCGAUACAUCAACAGUUAUUUGUCAGCACAGCUCCGAUCCAACAGACCUGCAUAUUCAUAACAUGAGCUCUUUAUGCGAUGGAAAACAAGAUUGUUUUGUGAAUCCUGCUAUGCACGAUGAAGUUUUCCCUUAUUGUGAACACAAAUGCCAGUCAACAUGUAGUGGGAAAGGAGCGUGUCUCUACGAUGGAGCCAAACCUCAAUGCUAUUGUGAUUCCGGAUUCUCUGGUUCAGCUUGUGAGCUUCAAGAUAAGAAUGAAUGUUUGGAGCAUCCUUGCCAUAUGAUGGCUCAAUGUCAAAACACGUUGGGAUCCUAUGAGUGUCGGUGUCUGCCAGGAUAUGAAGGAAAUGGACACGAAUGUACUGAUAUUGAUGAAUGCUCAGAUAAACUUACAUCUAGAUGCCCAGAACAUUCUAAAUGUAUCAACCUGCCUGGAACUUACUACUGUAAUUGCACACAAGGGUUCACACCAAAAGGAAACCAGGGAUCUGGUCUUGACAAAUGCGCAGAUAUCAACGAAUGUGAGACUGGAGCCCAUAACUGCGACGCAGACGAAAUCUGCGAAAACUCAAUUGGAUCAUUCAAAUGUGUCAAUAAAUGCUCUCCCGGGUAUGAGCUAAUUGAUGGAAAGUGUGAAGAUGUAAAUGAAUGUGGAUCUGAGAAACUUCAUAAAUGCGAUGUACGUGCUGAUUGUGUCAAUACUAUUGGUGGAUAUGAAUGUGAAUGCGAGGAAGGUUUUGAAGGAGAUGGAAAGAAUUGUCAACCAAAAUCGUCUUGCCGUAAAAACUCUGCAAUCUGUGAUAGACACGCAUCUUGUCACAUUGUCCUAGACAUCUGUGACUGUAAAACUGGAUACACAGGAGAUGGAAUCACAUGUCACGAUAUUAAUGAAUGUGAUGCCAAAGAUACACCAUGCUCAGAUGGCGGAAGAUGCUUGAAUUUGGACGGAGGAUACGUUUGUUGCAAAAAUGGACAAGAUGACGCCACAUGUAUUAAAGACCAGGGAGCAUUUUGCUCUGGAGGAUGUGGUGACAACGCAAUUUGCUCCAAUGCAACUUGUGCUUGCAUCGAUGGUUUCCGUGGAGACCCACACAAAAAAUGCGUCGAUAUCAAUGAAUGUGUGGAGAAUGACUCGGUUUGUGGUGGAGUCGGAGAUCGUUGUGUCAAUCUAUUCGGUGGAUUCAAAUGUUGCCAACAUGGAUCUACUGAAGCCGAGUGCACAGAUCAGGCGUUUUCAUCGGAUUCUUCCACUAUUUCUAGCCACGGAGCAGACUUCACAACAACCGGAGAACAAAUUAUUGAAGGUUCCGGAUCGAUUCAAACUUCAUCCGGAGGAUCCAUCACUGUAACCCGUGGUCUUAUUCCCAAAGAUGUUGAACUAACAACUUCUGGAAGAUUAGCCUGUACUUCUUAUUGUCCACCAAACUCUGAAUGUGUAGGAGGGUACUGUGAAUGUGUCAGUGGAUACGGUGGAAAUGCAUUAGUAGGAUGUGAAGAUAUCGAUGAGUGUAUCACUGAAAUAUGUAAUAUCGAGGCAAAUGAAUGGUGUGUUAAUCUGAUCGGAGGAUUCGUUUGCUGUAACCCAACGAAUGCAACUCAUGAUGAUUGUAUAGAAAUCACAAAGGAAAAAGGUCUUCAUGUUAUUGGAGGCAACGAGGAGGAUACUGUAGUUGCUACAAGAUCAAAUCAUUCGACAUCUGAUCAAUUGAUUACACAAGUUGUUCAACAAUCCAGAAACUUCUCAACUGGACAGAUCAUUUUGACACGUGGAAAAGUGUCUAGUGGGGAAGCUGUCACACAGACAACUGACGCUGAUGAGUUUGGCCUUGAAAUUUCUGCAGCUGAUUUGGCUGGAAGUGGAUCGGGAAUCACAUUACCGACCACUCUUGAACCGAAAAUUGAAGGAUCAGGAAAGAAAGCAUCAGGAGGUGUAUGGACUGAAGAAGAUGAAGGAGAAGAUGAGGAUCUUAUGGAAGAAGGAUCUGGGUCUUGGAGUACGACUAUCAAUGGAACAGGAAUUACUGGAUCCCCUAGAUCAGAGGGUACAAUCAGAGUUAGAAUUACAACAUUAGGAGAGGAUGGUGAACCAGAAACCGCAACAAAGCCAGGAAUCAGUGCACCUGACAAAACUGGAGAAGGUUCAAAAACUGAGAGUGACGGAGAAGAGAAAUUGACUGUUGAAAAAGAUGGGAAAGAGGCACAGUCGUCUGGAUCAAGUGCUACAUCAUCUGGAAAAAAAUCCGAAGCGACAUCAGGAUCUUCUAGCUCUUCUGCAAAAUCUGGGACCGGAUCGGAAGCUUCUGGAUCUUCUGGAGCUAGUUCAUCUUCCGGAUCAGGAGUUUCGGGAGAGUCUGGAUCAUCGGUUUCAACAGAGUCUGGAAGCUUUGGAACCUCUUCUAGUGGAUCUGUUGGAUCAGAAGCAACUGGAUCGACAGGAGUUGACGGAUCUGAAUCAGGGAAGCCAUCUAAAUCAUCAACUGAGGAAAAAUUGCCAUUUACCAAAAACGGGGAAAAAUCUCCAAUAUCUGGUUCGGAUACAACCGGCAAAGAAUCCUCAGAAGAAACUACUUCGAGAAAACCUAUCGAAGGAUCUGAUUCGCUUACAGAAGGAUCCGGAUCUGGAGAAUGGUUUGAAACUGGUUCAAAGGGACAUUUCGAGUCAGGAUCCAAAGUAUCAGUUACUUCGGGAAAAGGACCAACUCAAUCAGGAGCCGAAGGAUCUGGAUCGGGACCAAAAGUACCAAAAGGACCAGGUGCUCCCGAAAUUACCACUGAUGGUGAGGAAUCUUCUUCAACAUCAACUGGGGAUAAGUCUGGUGGCAAGCCAGCAGAUAAGUCAGAUAAUAAGAAUGUGCCUAAAACUGGAGAUAAGAAUCCAGAUAUCACAACUGACGGUGAGGACUCUACUUCUGAAACCUCUGGAGGUGAACAAGGACCUAAAGGAAAGUCAAAGGGACAGCCCCCUGGUGACAAGGGUUCCGAAGUCAAAAAGCCAACUUCUGAAGUUGAUGGACCAGGAAAUUUAUCAGGAACAAAAGGAAAAUCAAACGUUCCACUUAAGCCAACUGAUCUUCCAGAGGAAGGAUCUGGUAUUCUUACAACAUCUUCCGGAGGCAAAAACUCUACUUUUGAACAUGGAACGAAACUCGAAAGACUGCCACCAAAAACCGAGGAUAAAUCAUCUGAAACUCCACAACUCGGAUUGGAAAUCAGUGCUGGAAAGAAGCCUGAGCCAGAAGAUGGAACUUCUAAGGAAGUUGGUCUAGAAAUUCUCUGGGAAUCCACAACGCCAGGAUCAACAACAUUAGAUUCUGACAGUGUUGGCCUCGAAAUUUCGGGAUCUGACUUGACUAAAGCCACAAAGAAACCUCAUGUUGAGAUUGAAGGAUCAGGCACAGGAGAUGAAGAAAUUACUGCUACCACCCGUGAUGUAUCAAAGAGCACUAAGAAACCACGUGUAGAAGUCGAUGGAGGUGACAAUGGGGAAACUUCUGGAGUUGAUGGAAAGCCUACAACUCCCGCUCCGACGCCAUCAUCUUCCGCAGAAUCAUCUACCUCUCGAAUUCCAACAACUUCUGAAGCUUCCCCUGAAGGUGGGUCUGGAGAAGCUGGUGUUCCUGAGAGUCCAGAUGGAUCAGGCGAAUCUUCUACAUCAGCUCCAGAUGGAGUUUCUCCAACUUCUUCCGCAACAGCUCCAGAGGUUCCAACUACCUCUGCUUCGUCUACUCCAGAUGCGGUAGAAGAAUCAGGAAUACCUUCCACUUCAAAACCAACUGCUGAGCCAUUGGAAACAACUGCACCUUCUACUGAAGUAACAAGCCCAGAAGGAUCUGGAACGGAAGAGUCCACUUUGCCUCCAACGGAAGGAUCUGGAGAAUCAACAACUUCAUCUGCUCCAACUGUUGAGCCAGCUACCGUUCUGCCUCCACAAAACCGAAAUGAGAAGCCAGAACCAACAAAAGACACAUUCGCGUUGCCAACAACAACCACUGGUGCACCACAAGCAAAUGAUUCUUCUGUCGAAAAUACUAAAUGCACGAGCAGUGACGAGUGUGGUCUGGAUGCUCUUUGUGAAAGAAGGACUGGAGUUUGUCGAUGCGAGCCAGGAUUCGAGGGUGCUCCACCAAAGAAAUCUUGUGUCGAUGUUGAUGAAUGUGCCACUGGAGAUCAUAACUGCCACGAAUCAGCCCGUUGCCAAAACUACGUCGGUGGAUACGCAUGCUUCUGUCCUACUGGAUUCCGAAAGGCUGAUGAUGGAUCUUGCCAGGAUAUCGAUGAAUGCACAGAGCACAACUCCACUUGCUGCGGAGCCAAUGCCAAAUGUGUUAACAAACCUGGAACCUAUUCCUGUGAAUGUGAAAAUGGAUUCCUUGGAGAUGGAUAUCAAUGUGUUCCAACCACAAAGAAGCCAUGCGAUUCUACUCAAAGCUCCAAGAGUCAUUGUUCAGAGAGCAAUAUGUCUUGUGAAGUAGACACUGUUGAUGGAUCAGUUGAAUGUAAAGAAUGUAUGGGUGGAUACAAAAAGAGUGGAAAAGUAUGUGAAGAUAUCAAUGAAUGUGUUGCUGAAAAAGCACCAUGUUCAUUAAACGCCAACUGUGUCAAUAUGAAUGGAACGUUCUCUUGCUCCUGUAAGCAAGGCUAUCGUGGAGAUGGAUUCAUGUGCACUGAUAUUAAUGAAUGUGAUGAACGACAUCCAUGUCAUCCACAUGCUGAAUGCACAAACCUUGAAGGAUCGUUCAAAUGUGAAUGUCAUUCUGGAUUCGAGGGAGAUGGCAUCAAGAAGUGUACAAACCCACUUGAGAGAAGCUGCGAAGACGUCGAGAAGUUCUGUGGAAGAGUUGAUCAUGUCUCGUGCCUAUCUGUCAGAAUAUACAAUGGAUCAUUGUCUUCCGUGUGUGAAUGUGAACCAGGAUUCCGAUUUGAGAAGGAAAGUAAUUCAUGUGUAGAUAUUGAUGAGUGUGAGGAGAGCAGAAAUAACUGUGAUCCUGCAUCAGCCGUUUGUGUUAACACUGAAGGAUCAUACCGAUGUGAAUGUGCUGAGGGUUACGAAGGAGAAGGUGGUGUUUGCACUGAUAUCGAUGAGUGUGACCGCGGAAUGGCUGGAUGUGAUAGUAUGGCAAUGUGCAUCAAUCGAAUGGGAUCAUGUGGAUGUAAAUGUAUGGCUGGAUACACUGGCGAUGGAGCUACUUGCAUCAAGAUCGAAGAAGAACCGAAGUCUGAUAAAACUGCCUGCACUGACGAAUGGUCUCGCCUCUGCGAACUUGAAAAGAAACAGUGUACGGUCGACGAGGAAGAAGUUCCACAGUGUGGAGCUUGUCUUCCAGGACAUCAUCCAAUCAAUGGUACCUGCCAAUCUCUUCAAAUUUCUGGUCUGUGUGCUCAGAAGAAUGAUUGUAAUAAGCAUGCAGAAUGUAUUGAUAUUCAUCCGGAUUCUCAUUUCUGUAGCUGCCCUGAUGGAUUUAUCGGAGAUGGAAUGAUUUGUGAUGAUGUCGAUGAGUGUAACAACGCUGGAAUGUGUGAUGAUGAGAACACCAAAUGCGAAAAUACAAUUGGAUCAUUCAACUGUGUAUGCUUGGAAGGAUUCAAGAAGGUUGACGAAAAGUGCGUUGUCGAUGAGAAGAAACAGCCGAAUCGCGAAAAGAUCGAGAUUGACGAAGAGAACUCUUCAUCAUCAAACUCUGGACAGGAAAAACCAACUACUAAAGGAGACACAAAUUCCACAACGCCAUCAACAUCAUCUCUAGCAUCUGUGAAAUCAACGUCUGCACCAGAAGAACGUACUACUGUUUCUACAACUGUCUCUACCACAACUCCGACUGAAGAAACGACUACUUCCGAGUCAUUGAUUCUCACUGCUGCUCCAUCCAAGCCAACAGAAUCUACAACAGAGUCAUCCGAAGCUCCAACUACACCGGCUAAAACAUCUGAAACAAAAUCUUUGACCACUCCACAGCCACCACCUACCACCACCACAACUGCAAAACCAGCAACCACAUCAGGCAAACGAGGACCACCAAGCAUCCAACCACCAGCAGAAAUGUUCACGACUCCAGCUCCACCUCCACCAAGUAAUGGAGGUUAUGGAGAGGAGACGAAUCAAGAAGAAGAGCAAGUAACCUCCACAACAACUACAGAAGCUCCAUCUCUUUGCUCCACAGUCACAUGUCACUCAUUGGCAACUUGCGAGCAAUCUACUGGGGUUUGUAUUUGCCGAGAUGGUUUCAUUGGAGACGGUACAACAGCUUGCUCUAAAAAGAGCACAGCUGAUUGUAUUUCUCUUCCGUCUCUCUGUGCUGACAAGGCAAAAUGCGACAAUUCAACAAGAUCCUGUGAAUGUGAUGCUGGAUACAUUGGAGAUGGAUACGUGUGCUCACCGCAUCCACAGGAUUGUGUGCUUCGUGAUAACUUGUGCUCGCCAGAAGCUGUCUGCCAGAAUAGAAGAUGCCAAUGUCUUCCAGGAUUUACUGGAGAUGGAGUCAAGUGUGUUAGUAUUCACGAAAGAGCAAGCAACUGUUCCCAAUGUGAUGCAAAUGCUCAUUGUGUUGGUGGAACUACCUGCAAGUGUAAUCCAGGCUACUUUGGCAACGGUCUCUGCUGUGUACCUGAUCCAUUAGACUGCGUCCACUUCACUGGAAUCUGUCACCCGAACGCAGUAUGUAAUUCGGAAUCCCGUCAAUGUCAGUGUUCUUCUGGCUUCUCUGGAAACGGAGUUUCAUGUUUCCCACAGAAAUCAUGUAGAACUGACAAAUCAGUGUGUGCGAAGAAUGCUAUUUGUCUUCCAACUGGAAGUUGUAUCUGUCGUCAUGGAUUUAAGGGAGACCCAUUCUAUAAAUGUUCUUCACUUGUUUCAAAGGAACCAGCUAACCAACAAGACCUUUCUGAUGUGAGCUCGUGUGUCACACCAUGCGACUCUUCCACUCAACUCUGCAUCUCUGGAGAAUGUAUUUGUAAAUCAGGAUUCCGUCGGAACUCGACACUUUCCGGCUCGGAGACGUGUGCAGACAUUGAUGAAUGUGCGGAGAAGUCUCAUAAAUGUGACCGAGUUGCUACAUGUAGAAAUACAUUUGGAUCCCAUGUUUGCACAUGUCCAGAUGGGCACGUUGGAGAUGGAAUCACUUGUGUUCCACAUGUCAAUCAAGGAAAACUUUCGGUAUACUGUGAAGCUGAUGGAAUGACAUUGGUACUUGGUAACGAGACAGCUGACUUUGAAGGGAAGAUAUUUGUGAAAGGACAAGCUGAGAAUCCAUAUUGCUCGAAAUCGUUCAGCUCAUUGUUGAACUCUCGCAAGCCAUAUGUUUUCAAAGUCGUUUUCCAACAUUGUGAUGUACAACUUCUCGAUAAUCAUACUAUGGCGUCAACAGUGGUUGUACAAAAACAUGCAAUGUUCUUGACGAAUAAGGCCGACUCCUACGACCUCCGAUGCCAAUACCCAAUUGGUUCCCGUGCUGUUGAAUCUCAUGUGAAUGUUUCUGAACUUGCUACAACCUCCACACUCACAGAAAAGAAUUCUACACUUGCUCCAAUCUGCAGAUUAUCAGUUUCAAAUGAUCAACAUUCAUCAAUCAGUUCAGCGAUGGUCGGCGACACUUUGAAGCUUGCUUUGGAAGUUACGCCAUCCGAAAACUUUGGCAUUUUGCCAAGAAACUGUUUCGCAAUCAAUAUUGAGAGUGGAGAGAGAUAUACAUUGACAGAUGACAUGGGAUGUGCUAUUGAUGAGUCAUUGUUCCCACAAUGGUCUGCUGCCACGUCAUCAAAAGUGCAGGCAGUAUUCAGAACAUUCAAAUGGCCGGACAGUUCAAUGAUCAGAUUCCAAUGUGACUGUAACCCUUGCGUUGGGCAAUGUUCUACACCAACAUGUAUUUCAUCAGCAAGAUUUAGAAGGCAUCAGACGACGUCACCUGUUGUGAACGACGAGAUUCGUCAGGAAAUGGUUUUGAUGUCCGGAGUUGAAUCCCUAGCAGUUUCAUCUAUCAUCAAUGUCCAUGAUUCUCAUGAUAUGAAUACAUCUGAUGACGAUGACGUCACAUCAUCCCAUGUGGAUGCCACGUCAAAGGAAUCAAAAUCGAUUUGUGUGAAAAUGGCUCCACUACUCAUCGCAUUGGGCUCAUUUGCAGUUUGCUCAGCGAUAUUACUGUACUUGUGCUCUAAGAAACCAAAAACAAUUGAUCUGGAAUCAGAACUGAGAUUCUAGAUUGAUUGUUUCAAAAUAUUGUUUUGGUAAUUCAUAUUUUCGUAUUUUCUUAUCACUGCACUGAUAAGAAAUCUUCAAUCACUUGCUACAUACUUGUUACAUUCCAAUAUUUUUGUUAUUUUAUUUACCUACUUUUUUAUUCUUUAAAUCCCCCAAAACUUCUCUGAAAUCUCCGACAACACUAACAAAUUGCUCAGGGUUUUGAUCGAAACCAAACAGAAUUUUCUCUUUUGUUUUAAAAUUUUAUUUGAUAAUUUCUAAUUUUCUAAACUUUUUAUUUAAUUAUCGUAUUUAUCACAUCUCUACAGCUUUUCUCUACCAUUACGUGUGCCUCGUUUUCCAAUUUUUCUCAAUUUUCUUUUAAUUUGUGCCUUUCCAAAAAACCCUUGUUUUUGCGUGUUUUUUUCUGUGAUUUUUUUUCUGUAAAGUUCUUCAACAUGUCUUCCAUAAAUUAUCAAGAUAAUUUUUUUAAAGAAAGAAAAUCAAAACCUUUAUUUAUUUACAUAAACUUUCUUUCA
Caenorhabditis elegans is the source of this 8858-nucleotide messenger RNA. It is a transcript of the gene fbn-1, whose product is annotated as EGF-like domain-containing protein. Bases 1 to 8340 code for a protein of 2779 amino acids. The transcript is spliced from 25 exons. The record is from RefSeq and is marked reviewed. Lineage: Eukaryota; Metazoa; Nematoda; Chromadorea; Rhabditida; Rhabditidae.